GUGACGUUUACCAUAUCAUGAUGGCGGUAGCCUGGACUAUUUUGAAUCCCGUCCCGCUUUUCGAACUUUACCCCGAGUCCAGUUUGUAAAAAUGUCUCGGUACCACCCGGAUAACACCGAAUAACUCAACCGCUACCAUGGACUCCGUGUUGGGGGACGAUUUGACGCUGCCCGUUGACAUCAACGGAAGCUGCAGACUUCCAGACUCCCUAGAUGCCGGAGACUAUUCCACAGACAGCAUGACAGCUCCAUCCUUCCCUGACAAGAUGUCCCCAAUCAAAGCUCUCACCAUGAAGGACUAUGAGAACCAAAUCACAGCUCUGAAGAAAGAGAACUUCAACCUGAAGCUGCGCAUUUACUUCAUGGAGGAGCGCAUGCAGCAGAAAUGUGACGACUCCACUGAGGACAUAUUCAAAACGAACAUAGAGCUGAAGGUGGAGUUGGAGUCUAUGAAGAGAGAGCUGGCAGAGAAACAGGAGCUACUCGUGUCUGCAUCGAAAGCGUUGGAGAGCCUGGCUGGUCGAGAGUCAGGAGAACCCCAUCGUUUGAGAGAGCAAGCUCAGAGAGAGAUGGAUUCACUUCGGGACGCAUUCAACAGGAGGAUAGCUGACCUAGAACAGUCUCUGCGCACGGCAGAGGAAGAGGUCGAGAAGAUGGCAGCCAUCGCUGAGCAGGAGAAGCUCAAGAAUAUUAACAUGGAGAAGCAGCUCCAAGACCUCGGCCCAUCCAGCACCUUCCCCCCUGUCCCCAGCCCAGUCCAAGACCUGCAGCAGGCUCUGCAGGAGAAAGACAAUAUCAUCGAGCAACUCAAGAUCACCUUAAAGAACCAGGAGGCUGAGAUCCAUCAGAAGAGAAGUGCAGACCAACAGACAGAUGGACCAUCAGCUGACGGUGUUAAACAGCUGUCUGAUCUCAUCGCCAAGAAAGAUCAGGAACUUGAUGCACUGAGGGACGAGCUACAUCGACAGAAAGACAGAACGACGCCGGACCAUCAGCAGAGUGAGGUUAGCCGAUUGGAGUCCUACAAUAAGCUGCUGACUGAAGAGCUCACCCAGGCAAAAAGCACCAGCGAGAGCCUGACCAGAACACUGGAGGACAGCCAGAGUCAAAACAAGAACCUGUUGGGGAAGCUGGAGGAGAAGGAGAAUGAACUCAACUCUGAGAAGAAAAACGCUCUCAAGCGAGACAAAGCAAUCCAGGGGCUUACUCAGGUCCUCAAAGAAAAGGAAAAAGAGAUUGCAGAGCUGUGUCAUGAGAUCGAGGACAGGGACGACGCUUUGGCCAAGGCUAGAGAGGCAGCACAUAAAGCCCAGCUGCAGAAAUACCAGGGAGUAGAGGAGCACCAAAAUUUAUUAAUGGAAAAGCAAACAGAGCUGGCCCAACUCCAGGGGGAACACCAUGCCAAGGUGCUGGAAGCCCAAAAGCUACAGCGUGCUCUGGACAGGAAGGAGCAAGAGCUGGGUGACAUGCAGCAGGCCAAAGACCAGCUCGAGGUGGAACUGGAGGACCUGCAACAGCAGAAGAAGAAGGGUGACAAAGCCCUGAAUGAUCUAAACAAUCAGCUCAAAAAGCUGAGUGGUGAGAUCAGGGACAGGGAGAGUACUCUGGAGCAGCAGUACCAGGAGCUGCUGGAUCAGAACAAAAGAAAACUGCAGGCCCAUGAGGUCACCAUCCAGCGGCUCACAUCCACUCUGGCCGACAAAGAGCAGCAGCUACAGGAGUACAUAAACAUGGUCAGAGAUUUCGAGCAAAGCAAAAGCCCGGGAGGGAACGAUAAUGUGCUUUCCAAGCUGCGGCAGAGGCUGAAAGAAAAAGAGAAGGCUCUGGAGCAAGCGCUGGAUGAGAAGUUCGCUGCCAUCGAGGAGAAAGACAAUGAGAUCCACCAGCUGCAGCUGUCUCUAAGGGAGAAGGAAAGAGACCUCGAUAGGCUCAACAACUUGCUCUCUCACAACGAUGAGACCAUUAACAGUUUCGACAGUCUGAUCAAGGAGAAGGAUGUGGAGCUGCAGCAUCUUGCAAACGCCCUGAAAAACCUGCAGAGAGCCAAGCAAGAUGUAGAAGACAACUUGAACAGAUCGCUGAGGGAGAAGGACUCCAUCAUCAGCCAGCUACAGCUCUCCCUGGAGGGCAAGGCCAAGGAUAUGGAUGAGUCUGCAGAGAACUACAACCGCAUGCUGUCUGAGCGCUCUCAAGAGAUUCAGGAACUGAGGAAGCAGCUGUCUGAAAGGCAGCAGCAACUUGCCACCGCCGAGAAGCAAAGCUCCACGACAGCCCAGGAGGGUUAUUUAGAGACCGCACAGCUCCGAGCUCUGCUCGCCGAAAAAGAAAGCAUCAUCGACAAGCUCCUGCAGCGUGGUCAGGAGAGAGACCAGUUUCUGACAGAGAUUAGGCAGAAGGGGGAGCCGGAUCAUGUGCUGGAACUCAGACAAACUAUCCCGAUCAUGCAGGAGACGUUGGACGAGAUGGAAGCUGAACUGUCCAGGAGGAACAGCGAGGAAAACGUGGAGAACAUUCCUCUCUCCAGGAAGACAGUCGUCGUCCUGAAGAAGGAGCUCGCACAGAAAACCGAGGCACUGAAUAAAGCACUGAAGAGAGAGAAUGAACUGAAGAUUUCUUUGGCAGAGCUACAGUCAUUGCUCUCAGAGCUGGAGGGUCGCAACGAAGGUCAGGCUGCUAAUAUCGAGUCCCUGACUGCCACUCUGAAAACCAAGGAUGAGAUCAUCGCUGUUCUCCACCAGCGCCUCGGUCAAAGAGGGGACAGUCGGGCUGAUCAUACCCAGGAUCAGGUCACUGGCUCUGACAUAGACAGAUCACUCCCUGGACUCCCUCAGAGAGAGAGAACCAUGAUUGGAGGAGACAGCCAGCAAGAAGCUUUGCCCAACCUUAUAGCCUUGCAACAGGAGCACGAUGCUCUGAACAAAGCGCUGAGAGCCGAACAACAGCUCUACUCCAGCCUGGUCAGGACUGUAAAGGAGCAGGACAGCGCUCAGCGCCUCCACGCUCUGCAGCUGGAGCUGGCAGCAGUGCAGCUCCUCAGGCAGCAGCUCGAGGAGAGCAUAAAAACCAACGAGGAGCUACGAGACGACCUGGAGAGAGAGAUACACAGAGCCAGGCUCCGAGAAGGGAUGGACCUGAUUGAUCCUAAAGAACUGGAGAGCAUGAGACAUCAGCUGGAAGACGCGCAGCGCUGGAACACCUCUCUGCAGGCUCGCCUGGGAGCCAUACAGAACCGCGGCGGAGGCGUUGGCGGGGCAAACGAUGGCGGUGACACUUUGAGUUUCAUCGGAGAUCAGACUUCCUACAUGAGCAUCUGUGUGGGAGAGGGCCAGGAUGACAGCUUGUCUCUGCUCUCGACACAAGAGCAGAAGGUGCUGGAGCUGCAGGAUUGCGUCGGCAGACUGCAGACUUUAAACAAUGAGCUACAGAACCGGCUGUCACUGUUGGGGAAAUCAGAGCAGGACGCUUACGACAAGGAGGACAAAGACGUGGCCAGCGGUAGCCCCUGGAAACAGCAGCUCGAGAAGACGCAGGAGAUGCGGCCUUUGCUUCACGGUAAGAGGGCGCAUCACUCCGGUCAGGACAAAGAAAGUCAGACGGACAUCAAAAUAGGACAGAUGUUGUCUGGAAAGCUGUUUGUUGAUGCGAGCAUGGACAGUGGCCUUUCAAGUAGUGGAGAGCAUGCUCAGUCUGGCAGCAACAGCUUGGACACUGUAGAAAAAGAUUCUAGGGAGAGGAACCCGGAUGUAACAGCGCUUAAAUCUCUGCUGACUGAUUUUGAGGCCACAUCGUUCUCGCAGCUUAGAGAGGCGCUGCACAGACUUAGAUCAGAAAACGCAGAGCUGCGGGGUCUCCUUAAAGAACAAAAAUCUACCGAGUAUAAAGAGAAAGAGAGCACGGACGCCUCGGGGAACAGCAGUGAUGGACAGGCCGAACUGAGAAAGAGUGUGGAGGCGCUGCAGGCCGAGACAGAAGAUCACUCUAAGGUUAUCGGUCCGUCAAAAGAGGCGUCGGAUGGGCAGAACCCUGUCACCACCGAGCUAAUUAUCAGCGCCAAAGGGGAGAGGGAGAGUCCACAGUCACACGGCAAGAGUGCAACAUGGCAUGUCUCAAGGCAUGGGGCUGGUGUCAGAUCUCGCCUCCCGGUCCCCGUGAGGCUGAGGGUGGAGGCGAGCAGCAGCAGCAGCAGGCAGUCUGUGAGCUCCGAUCAUCUGAAUGCCGGCGCACUUCAGAACCCGUCCUCGGACGAUGUCCACGGGUCUGACCAGCAGCUGCACACGGACUCCGACUCCCCCUUGUCACCCCAGCACAGCACUUCCCCGUCUUCCACACUCAGACAUGCACAUCGUAGCAGGAGUCCAGUCGGGUCGGACAAGGACUCUGAAGACAGAACACUGGAUCACACCCAGGCCGACUCUGCUCUUUACACCCAGCUGGAGCUUCUUCACCAGGAGUGUCAGGAGAAAGAGGGCCUGAUCAACAAGCUGAGCGAGCAGCUAGCCGAUUGGGAAGAGCUCCACGCUCAGCUCCAGGAGAAGGAUCGGCUCAAUCGCCAGUACGUGGAGGCCUUACAGGCUGCCGAAUCCACCAUCGCUUACCUGACCGCCUGCAGCCUGGACAGCCAGGGCGGAUUUGGGUCGCACACCAGUUUGAGCGCAGUUCCAGGCUCCGGGGGUUCAGACACUGUCCUCCACAGCAGAUGCCUGGAGCUUCAAAAAGCCCUACAGGAGAAGGAGGAGCUCAACCACCAGCUCAUAGAGCUUCUAAGCGUGGCGGGGAAAGCGAUCACCUCCUCUGACAGCGAAGCAAAGAAUCCACAAACCAGCGAUCUGUGUUCGAAGAUAGAGACGGCCUUGCAGCAGCAGCAGGUGAACGCGUCCUCCGAUAGUCAAAGCCCAAGAGAUGGAAGCGCAGAGGACGCGAUGCAGGAGUUGCAACGACACGCAGACUCUUUGCAGGAGGCGCUAUGGGAGCAGAAUAGGAUUAAUGCUGAGCUGCAGGAAAGACUGAGAGCCAUAGAUGCUGCUGCUGCUGAAUGUGACCACAACAGUAACAGUGCUGACCAGAAUGGUGAACUUUCGAGGGAGACAUCAGCAGAAUCACUGAAGGAAAAGGAGUCAAAGGAACGCCAAAGUUCUGAAGAUGUCAGCUUAAAUCAGGAGAUGUCCAAAGUUCUGCUGAACUGUCUCAGUGCAGCAGAGUCUGCCGUUGCCUCUCUAGCAGAACACUGCACAAAUACAAGCUCCUUCGCUCCCGGUAGAUCAUCUCAAACCAACUCUGACCUGCAGAUGAACCUAGACAAACUUCAGAGAGCUCUGCAGGAGAGGAAGGACCUGGAAGAACCAACGGAGCACGCCGACAAAUCCGGCAGAAAUCAAUCCGCCGCUACAAAGGGACAACUACGCCAAGAGCUCCAUAACAACCUCUGCCGCCUCUACAAGGCCUUCAGCGAUCACUGUCGGAGAAUAUCCGAACUCCAGGCUUCCGUACAUGAUGACAGGGGCCGUAGAGAGGAGAGCAAGGACCACAGGACGAUGCAGGAUGUCAAGGGAUUACCGCCGAGCGUUCAGGUCCAACUGGAGACUCUGCAUAAGGCGCUGAGGGAGAAGAAGAAAGCAUGCAAGAGCCUGGAGGAGCAACUGGCCACCGCUCUCACCAACACGUCUCCUGAAACUGCACGGAAAGCUCUGGAGCAGGAUGACAAAGGCGUGCAGGUGGAUUUGCAGGACCUGGGUUACGAAACCAGUGGCAAGAGUGAGAACGAUAGGGAAGAGAGCAGUAGCACAGAUCUAGAGGUUGGUGUGAAACCAAGCUGCAGCGCCUCUAGCUUGCCUUCCCUGCUGAAACACGAGCAGGCCACAUUCUCCUCCACUGAAAACCUGGACUCCACCUCCAGCACCCCGUACCCUAGUUCCCCGGCGCUCAGCUCGGCCAAGGUCAGUCUGAAAAGCCUGCAGGCCUACGACGAGUACGGCGUUUCCGAGGACCCCCUUCAGCUUCAGGGACAAGUCAGAGAGCUGAAGGUCCAGCUGGAGAACCAGACCAAGCUCAUCCUCCAAAUGCAAAGUCUCCUGCGCAGGAACUCUCUCUCCAGCGAGUUAGUUGCCAGCGUCUCCGAUCCGUCACUCGGCAGGGAUCAAGAGGGGGCGCAGAGAGAUGACCACAGCCAGGAUAGGAGCUACAGAAGUGGACAGCCGAGGGAGAAAAAGGAGGCGACGAAGGAGAAAACCAGCUGUCUGAACACGGAACUGGAAAGAGAGAGGUCGCUGAACAGAAGCAUGAGCGAUCAGCUGCAGCAGACACGCAGCCAAUCCACAUCACCUGCAAGACUGGACUCUCUGGUGCAGUCCCAAGCCAGGGAGCUGUCACAACUGAGGCAGCAGAUCAAGGAGAGCCGCAGGCUGGGAGGCCUGCAGCGUCGGCAGCUGGAGGAGCUGAACAGAGCCUUCAAGGAGCUGCUGCAGGCCAGCGAAGUGGACUACUACAUGGGGGAGGUGGUGAAAGAGCAGCUGGACAAGAGCCUGGGCAUUCUGGACCGGCUGGAGGGACGUUUGGACAAAGGAGACUCUCAUCCGGAUAACGAGGACGUGGCGGCUCUGGAACUGUCUCGCAGGUUGGCUAAAGAGCUACAGGAGAAGAACCGCGUGAUCCAGAGCCUGCAGAGCCAGCUGAGAGGCCAAACUCCCAGCAGCCACCACAGCUCUCACUCCGACCUGUGCCACUUGGACAGGACCUCCUCCUCCUCCUGCUACAGCAGCCCGACCACGCCGGGCGUGAGCGGAGCCCGCGGCCAGCGACACCCCGCUGAUUGGACGGGAGCUGCAGUCCCUCCCGUGGGAGGAGCUCAGGAGGAAGGCAGACUGCACGGCCUGCAGAGGGAGAACGGCCGACUGCAGGAGCAGCUGAGGUGCAGCGAGGAGCUCAACAACACCCUGCGCAGCGAACUGGACCUGCAUCGCUCCAUCAUGGCCCAGACCAGCUCCCACCACCAGGAACAGGAUCACGGACACGACCAGGACGGGUCAGGACCUCAGACGGACGCGAGUAAACCGGACGGAGACGCCGGCUCGCAGACGGACGCUGGCGAGCAGCCACGGACGAUGAAUUCAGACUUGCUGGGAGAACAUCUCCAGGAGAUCCGAGCUCUGCGGCAGCGCUUGGAGGAGAGCAUCCGCACCAACGACCGUCUCAGGGAGCAGCUGGAGAAGAGACUCGCCGAGGUGGAGAAAGACCCAGCAGCCACCAACAUCUUCAUCCACGGCAACGAGGAGCAGGGUCAGCUGGCCAACGAGGUGCGCUUCCUCUGGGGACAGAACCAAACCCUGAAGGAGCAGCUCAACAUGGGCUCCAGAGACAAGCAGAAAGAGAACGAGAAGCUCCGGGAGACUCUGGCCAGGCGGACGGCCAAACUGGAGCAGAGCCGGAAGGAGUGCGAAGCUCUGAGGCAGGAAAACAGCCGACUGCAGGAGAGGCUGGAGCACAGCAGCCAGGAGAAGACCCAGCUGCAGGAUACACUGCACUACAGCAAGGAGGAGCUGCACAGGCUGCAGUGUGAGGUGCAGCUGCAGCGGCAGCAGCUGUCGGACUCCCAGCAUGUCCUGCAGUCGCUGCGGGUGGAGCUGCAGGUCUACGAAAAGAUGAAGACCGAAACUCAGAAACACGACGCAGAGUCCAGUGAAGCGACCCAGGGGCCCGUCCCCGUCCCGUCCUCCAGCUCGGUGGACCUGAGCGAGCUGCUGCUGGAGAUCAGACACCUGAGGCUGCAGCUGGAGAGGAGCAUCCAGACCAACACGGCCCUGCGGCAGAGGCUGGAGGAGCAGCUGCUCAGAGGACCCAACCGCUCUGAAACCAUCAACAUCAACUACCUGCUGUCCUCACCGGAUGAAGGAGGCAGGUCACCGGGCCGUGAAGGCAGUGAUGCUGUCAGGCACUCGUUUCAGAGUCACAACGAAUACACCAGCGUCCGGCACGAAGAGAAGCGUCGCGUUCACUCGGAGGUGGACGGAGGCUCGAUCAGCAGCAGCUCCGGCGACAGCGUCCCCGGCGCUCCCUCCCGCCUGGUGCCGGGCCACCGCAUGUGGGCGAACCGCAACGGCCGCCACAUUCUGGGCCUGAUCGAGGACCACAACGCCCUGCGGAAGCAGAUCUCGGAGGGCCGGAAGCUGUCGCGCAGCAUGGACGCGCAACUGCAGGAGUGUCUGCAAACAUUCAGACAGCAGGGCCACGACAACAAGGCAGCGGAGCAGCAGCAUCUGAAGAGUUUGUCCGGGAACGUGAGCAACAUGCAGCACGUGCUGGAGGAGGCCGGGCGACUGCUCAAACUGGUGUGGAGAGUGUCUUUGCCGGCCGGGAGCACAGGAGGGGACGGCGGCAACAACCAGCAGUUUCAGGACGAGCUGCUGAAGAACGAGAUAUCCAGACUGAAGAGCAGACUGUCGCAGCAGGAGAGGAUGCUGAACGGAGCCGUCAAACGCCUGCGAACGACCAACCAGCUCAAAGAGGGGAUGGAGAGAGUCAUCAUCGACCAGCUGUAUCUUACCCACGGAGUGUUGAAGAAAGCCAGGGGGAAUUUAGAGACAAAUUACUGUACCCUGUUCGGCCUGAAAGGUCCGUCUGGAACUCCAGACGAAGGAGGUCCCAGUCAAUGGCCAGUAGGGGGCGCCGCAGAGCCCGAGCAGCCCGCGGGCAGCAGACGCUCUGAAUCCUCGGAGGAUCGCCACAGCGACGCCUCGUUACACUGCAGCUACUAAAAA
Larimichthys crocea (large yellow croaker) is the source of this 8750-nucleotide messenger RNA. RefSeq names its product CDK5 regulatory subunit associated protein 2 (gene cdk5rap2). The record is from RefSeq and is a predicted model, not a curated record. The coding region runs from base 138 to 8747 and encodes 2869 amino acids. Gene Ontology annotation, biological process: positive regulation of microtubule nucleation; centrosome cycle; regulation of Golgi organization. The transcript is spliced from 50 exons. Gene Ontology annotation, molecular function: molecular adaptor activity. NCBI's taxonomy places the organism in Eukaryota, Metazoa, Chordata, Actinopteri, Sciaenidae. Gene Ontology annotation, cellular component: centrosome; Golgi apparatus.